Molecule: messenger RNA, 4377 nt
Organism: Mya arenaria
Lineage: Eukaryota; Metazoa; Mollusca; Bivalvia; Myida; Myidae
Product: SPRY domain-containing protein 3-like
Exons: 10
Coding region: 111-1436 (441 amino acids)
Molecular function (GO): protein binding
Source: RefSeq, a predicted model, not a curated record
UUGAAUAUACAAGCGCUUAUUAACCGAUCGAAGCGACACCAUUUUUUCCAUUUAUACAGAACUGACAUAAGAAAACAUUCACGAGAAAACAUGUUAUUUUUCUCCAUGUCAUGCUUGGAAGAGAUCAUAUAGAAUCAUUGCAGGAUCUUAUAGCCAUGGAAAUACUUGAAGAACGGAAUCAUGCGAUGAAUGGCUGGCACAGGCGCAGAAUGCCAAGGUUUAGAGAUGCCCCUCAUGGUUUUCUGCCACGACAGGUUCGACAUGAACGCAUCCUAGUGGAAGACGAUCAUCUCAGCUUUUCAACAAAUGACAUGAACAAAGUUGGAUUGUAUGUAGCAGCAAAACCACUGUCUGCAGAGAACUUCUACUUUGAAAUAGAAGUCAUCGACACAGGCCUGAUUUCAGCAAUUGGCAUUGGCCUUGUGCCCUACAAAUACCCAAUGGAUUCCCAACCAGGCUGGCGAGCUUUCUCAGUUGGCUAUCAUGCAGAUGAUGGACAGUUGUUCAAGGCAAGUGGAUUUGGUCGUCCGUUUGGUCCCAAGUGUGAUGUUGGGGAUAAGAUGGGAUGUGGGAUCAAGUUCCGCAAGAAUGAUGAGGAGCGACCGCAACAUGAACAGGCCGUACAGGUCUUCUUCACACGCAACGGACAGGAGAUCGGGACAGUGACAGUACCCAACCCACCGGGGGGUCUUUAUCCAGCAGUGGGGAUGCAUUCAGAUGGGGAGGAGAUCCGUCUCAACCUUGAGGCCGAGUGGGUCUACGAGGAGCUCAUGCACAUGGCAGUGGACAGUGGUGAGGACGAGUGGCUUCGUCUACAUGAUGUAAAGCUUAACGGCGUGACGCUGGAGUAUUCCGGAAGAGGAAAGAGUAUCCACGAUGUUGGGCUGGCCCAGGCGAGAUACCCGCUGGACACAAUGAACCAUUACUUUGAAAUAGAGAUUAUAGACCCUGGGGAAAGCUGCUAUAUUGCAAUUGGUGUUGCAAGAAGGAAUUAUCCCAAAGACAGACACCCAGGCUGGAAUAAAGGCUCAAUAGCUUAUCAUGCUGAUGAUGGAAAAAUAUUUGUUGGUUCAGGCAUUGGAGAUCCAUUUGGUCCAAGAUGCCACAAAGGUGACUUGAUGGGAUGUGGGAUCAUGUUUCCACCUGACUAUGACAGUGAGGUCGACAGUGACCUGUCCCCGGACGAGAACGAGGGGACUGAGCCAGGGGACGCCCCGUAUCACUCAGAUACGGACUCUGAGGAGGAGGACUGGGGCCAGUACCAUGGUAACAAGGAACCAGAGACCGGCACUAAAGUACAGAUUUUUUUCACAAGAAAUGGAAAAAUAAUAGGUUAUAAGCAUGUGAACAUACCCAAGGGAGGGUUUUACCCAACAGUGGGCAUGUUGAGUAGUUGUGAGAAAGUGCGAGUGGACCUCAGACCGCUUACUGGAUGAACACUUACAUUGGUUAUGGGAGGAAAAUGAUGGUAGAUUUAUCAACCUUGUUACAACAGUUGUGCUCUUCGAAUAACACCCUGUAGAAGUGUGCUGUGGAGGAAUGGUGUUACCAAGGGAUCCUUAUUAUUCUAGGUUUAUUUAUUUUACUACAAAUAUUUUAUUUUUAUUCCCUUCUAUAAAAAGCUUUCCAAUGUUCACACCUCAAAUAUUGUUUACAUUGCAUCUAUGACAUUUUUAAAUGCAUGAUUUUCUGUACUUGAGUGAUAAAUUGCCACAUUUUUCUCCUAACUUUCAAGUUAGCAUAAUCUGUGAUUAUUGUUAAGUAUAUAGAGAUGUUUUAUGAUAAAUGAAAAAAUCUCUUAUUUGUUUUGAAACCUGUUGUAGAAUCAGAAAAUAGUGUCAUAUACUGUUAUAUUUUCAAAACUUCAAUAGAAGUUCAUUUUGAGGCAGAUUAAAAGUGUGUUUAAAAUUCACAGAAUAUUUGUUUCUUUUGUAACAAGAACAGUGCAUUCAGUUUGAAAAUUACUUAAUUUAUGUUAAUAACAAAAUAAAAAUAGUUUUUUUUUAUCUCCCAGCUUGUGUUUAACCCCCAAAAGCGUUCGCAUGUUAAACAUAUGUUUUGCAUUAGAAUGUUUAAAACUAAUUAGAGGUAUAUGUACUGUAUUGUCAGUGUUGUUGAUCUCUGUAUCUAUACAGUAUGUAGUAAAAGCAUUAUUUAGUUAGCAGGUAGCAUUCUUGAGACUUUAAGCGAUUCUGUCGAUUUUUUUUUUAAAUAUCUGUUGUGCACACAUGUUCAUAGUACAUGUAUAGUGGAACAGUGUUAUGAUAGUUUCUCAUCGAACGCUUACAAUCAUUGUUAAUUAAUGAUGGCAUAGUGAAAUCAUUUUUAGGAGAGUGGGGGGCAUAUUUAAUUGCCCUUGUUUGUUGUUCGCAAUAUAUUGUGCUGUGCGUAUCUCCAAAAGUAUAGUAGCUAAAGAGAUGAAACUUUACAAGAGUUUUAAGCAGCAUUCAAACAUUUGGACCAAGGGUUUGAAGUGUGGCUGCGCCCAUUAAGUGCAGAGUUAGACUUGACUUAGUUAAAAACUAGUCUUUAGAGAGCAUGCAAUAUUGUGUCACAUGUAUCUCCUCUCCUAAAAUAUAAAAGACAGAAUCACAAAACUUUACAGGAAUGUUAAGCAGUAUGUGAAGUUGUGCACAUUGGGUUUGUGUGUUGCUUUGCCCUAUACAUGCAGAGUAAUGGCCCUUGACUUCGUGAAAAUAUGGCAUAUAGAGCAUGCAACUUGUGCCACACAUAUCUCUGAAAGUAUGAGAACCAGAGUCUUGAAACUUACAUUGUGCAACUGGUCAUUUUGAUGCACAUUCAUCGACAAUGGGGCGAAUAACGGCCCUUGCUUGUAACAAAGGCAGGAAUUUGGGACAUCUGUGUGCUAUUGACACAUUUCUUGUUGUGAUUUUGUUUUCAAUGUUAUUUUUUGUGUCCUAUGGACACAUUUCUAGUUCUUAGCCUGCUGUUGUACUGUACUGGCAUAUUCCACAUUUAUGGUCGCUGCUUAGUUUUGUUCAAAUUGCAAGUUAAAACAUAGCUUUACAGACUUGAUUGUCUUAGUUCUCAAAUACAUUUUCCUUGAAGUAUUUGGAAAUAUUUUUUUUUAAAUCCCAUAUCAAUACCAGUGUGAGGAUCCUGAUCAUCUUAACCAAAGUAAUAAAAUAUUGUUUCAAAUGAAAAUGUUUUUUUUAAAGUGGCACUCUUAUUCAAAAUCAAUACAUACACAUGUAUAACAAACAUCAAUUUUGACUGAUAAACCUUUAACUACUCAUUAAAUUAUGCAUUUAUUGAAAAUAUUAAUAACUGAUAACAAGAUUGUAGCCGCAUAUUUAAUAGCAGAAAGCACAAAAAGUAUUAAAUGAUUGUUGAAUGCUAAAAGAUUUACUGUGGUCUACUAUAGUCUCAUAAGGUAGAAAUACUGUGUUUUAUGCUCAUUUCUUUGAAAUUAAACUUGGUAUCCUUCAGAAGAAACGUUAUGUUCGACAUUUAUUUAUCCUUUUUGCAAUCUUAAAACAAUAUAAUUGAUUGUAGUAAAUCUUAUCUGGGAGUAAGAGUGCAUCUUUAAUGUAAUGGAUGUGUUUAAAACUCACCUUAACAGGAUUUAAGAAGAAAACUUAUGGACUAUGUUAAACAAAUACAUUUCAAUUAGUUUGAGAUUCUAGAGAAUACAUGGGUUGUUAGUAAUCUUUUAACCCAGCUACCAUUCAUCCUAUGAGUGUAAUGUUUAUACCAGUAUUUCUUUUGUAUACUAUGCCUAGCUUAUUGAUAUAAUUUUAUGAGACUUUUUACAAUUUUUUGAACUCUUAUGUUGAAGUACCAAGCAUGUGACAAGGUUGUAUGAGCAAUGAAGGCCAUUUCUGUAUACAUGAUCUUUACAACUUUAUCCUUAUUGAGAAAGACAUACAAUUUUGUCGCAUUUGUCCCUUUAAGAGAGACAGAAACAAUAACUAAUUGUGCAAUGUGUUCAUUUUCCUUGUAAAUAACCAUUUUAUCAUUUAAAUGUCAGUAUUUAAUUAUUAUCAUGUGAUUACUUCACUGAAGCUUGCAACGAGAACGAUAAGUCCCGUAGUCUAAUGCAUGUAUUACUUCUUUCUUUUUGAAAAUUAUUUCUGAAUUAAGGAUGUUUUUUGUUUUAAAUUAAUCAGAGAUACAGUAUAAAAUAACAAUCCACUGGAAAAUAUGAUAUUUUAGAUUUGUUUAAUCAAUUGUUCACAUGUGAGGAAUGUAUUUGUUCACAAGUUAGGUAGCUGAGGGAAUACUGGUCGAGUAAUAGAGUGCCUCUGAGUAUUUUGAGACACAUGUACCAAUGCACAGUACUAUUGCUGAUACUUGUUAUUAUUGGUCUUAUAUUGUUAUAUAUAUAUUGGUAUGAAAAUAAAGAAAAAUACCAUU